UGGAACACAUCGUACUGCAUGCCUGGAAAUCCCUUGUUAAAAUUCAGUAAAUCUAAUAGAAAGAAUGCUAUGACCAUCAUCAGGACCUCAUAGAUUCUAUAUUGUCAUUACAGCGGAGCACUCUCUUCUACCCAUCACUAUCUUUUGGAGAUGCCUGAUGAGAUUGGGAUCAUUUAUAUGAUAACUCUUCAAGCUGUAUCAUUGUGAAGGAUUGCAACUUUGGGAAGCUUUACUUUGCCCUGGACUGUAAAAUGCAAGACUCAGUUCAGCCCAACGUUCAUAGCAAAAUGAGAUUUCAGAAGAUGUCGGUGCAUUGCCAUCUAGUGGAUUAUAUUUAAAUGACAACGUGGAAGAUCAGCUCAGCGGAUUCUGCAUUUGGAAAUAUGGCUGCAGGUUCAUUAACUGCUACAAAACUUAUUCAAGCAAGUCAGAGGUGUGACAUUACUAUUAAGCUUCACUACAACUACACAGGAAAAUCCUUGAAAUGCAAUGGCGAUCAAAUGGAAAAGACCAGUAUGCUCUUUCUUAUCAUAUGUAGCUUUAUAGUACUGGAAAACUUAAUGGUACUUAUUGCUAUAUGGAAAAAUAACCGAUUCCAUAACAGGAUGUACUUCUUUAUUGGCAACCUUGCACUUUGUGAUUUACUAGCUGGGAUUGCUUAUAUAGUCAAUAUUCUUAUGUCUGGAGCGAAUACAUGUACUAUUUCAUUGACUGCAUGGUUUGUCAGGGAGGGCAGUAUGUUCGUUGCCCUGGGAGCAUCCACAUUCAGUUUGUUGGCUAUUGCUAUUGAAAGACACUUGACAAUGAUAAAAAUGAGGCCUUAUGACGCCAAUAAGAAAUACCGUGUGUUUCUGCUCAUCGGGACCUGUUGGCUUAUUUCCUUUUCAUUAGGUGCCUUGCCAAUUCUUGGCUGGAACUGCAUUAACAACUUAGAUGAAUGUUCUACUGUGCUACCCCUCUAUUCCAAAAAGUAUGUUGGAUUUUGCAUUAGCAUUUUCAUAGUCAUUCUGAUAGCCAUAGUCAUCCUCUAUGCGAGAAUCUAUAUCUUGGUGAAGUCAAGCAGCAGAAGAGUCACAAAUCACAGCAAUUCAGAGAGAUCAAUGGCACUCCUCAGGACUGUUGUCAUUGUUGUGGGUGUCUUUAUUGCCUGCUGGUCACCUUUAUUCAUCCUUCUUUUAAUUGAUGUAGCCUGUAAAGUUAUGGAGUGCCAGAUACUGUAUCAAGUUCAAUGGUUCAUUGCUCUAGCUGUCCUUAAUUCAGCUUUGAAUCCUCUCAUCUACACUCUGGCCAGCAAGGAGAUGCGACGGGCUUUUUUCCGCCUGGUGUGCGGCUGCUUGGUUAAGUCCAGUGCCUCACGUUCUCUACCGAUUCAGCCAACUCCCGACCAAAGCAGGAGCAAAUCCAGCAGUGGCAGUAAUUCCCCAAAACACAAAGGAUUUAUACAAACCUGUUCUCAAAGCAAAGAUGACAAAAGUGAAUCUUCAUUUCAGAAUGGAAACGCCAUCAAAUGACUUUCUGCUACGCAUAAGCAGUUGAUGGACUGCUCUGUAUCAAGGGCAAAAGAGACUAAAAAGACAGUAGAAACUGUAUAAUUGUUUUAUAGUUUUCCUGCACUUAAAUUAUAAUAACUGACGUAGUACCAUAAGG
Molecule: messenger RNA, 1647 nt
Organism: Nanorana parkeri
Lineage: Eukaryota; Metazoa; Chordata; Amphibia; Anura; Dicroglossidae
Gene: S1PR3
Product: sphingosine-1-phosphate receptor 3
Exons: 2
Coding region: 339-1511 (390 amino acids)
Biological process (GO): G protein-coupled receptor signaling pathway
Cellular component (GO): membrane
Molecular function (GO): sphingosine-1-phosphate receptor activity
Source: RefSeq, a predicted model, not a curated record